This is a messenger RNA of Pieris brassicae (large cabbage white), 4690 nucleotides long. RefSeq names its product progestin and adipoQ receptor family member 4. Gene Ontology annotation, molecular function: signaling receptor activity. The record is from RefSeq and is a predicted model, not a curated record. Gene Ontology annotation, cellular component: membrane. The coding region runs from base 132 to 1079 and encodes 315 amino acids. The transcript has 6 exons. Lineage: Eukaryota; Metazoa; Arthropoda; Insecta; Lepidoptera; Pieridae.
CCGUAGCAGCCUACACCGCGCGUGUUUCAGCCCGCGGCCACGCGCCACGCGGUAACACUCACAACCGCGAGCCUAACCCUCUGUGAUAUCCCACGACAUGGGCCACAGAUAACACGACAAAUCUAAUAAAAAUGUACGAAAUGUCAAUUCAAGAAUUGAAUGGUAAGGCGCCGAAGAAGAGGAAAAAAUCCCUGGAUACCGUUGAACAGGAAGCGGCAAAUGUUGGUGCGGAAGAUGUCAAAGAUAAGCCGGUGGGAGUGGAGUUGCUCCAUUGGCGUGAUAUGCCAAAGCAUUUGCAGUUUAACCCUUACGUGCUGACCGGUUACCGGCCGUUGCAGGACUGGGGUGGAUGUCUUCGCAGUCUAUUUUACUUCCACAAUGAGACUAUCAACAUUCUAACACACGGUGUAUCGUUGGUGUUCAUGGUGACGGUGCUGCCGGGCUUACUUCCGUGGGGUAGAGGAGGUGGCUGGGCCUGGUUCCUCUCCUUAUGUCACCUUCUUGGCGCCAUGGCUCCAUGGUGCGGGUCCUUUCUCUACCACCUAUUCAUGAACCACACUAGGGGUGCCAGUCUAUACCAUAAGUUGCUCCAGUUGGAUAUGCUUGGAAUUUGGGUCAGCCAAAGUAUAGGUGCUAUACCAAUGGUAACAGCGACGGUGUACUGUGCGCCUGCGCCACUGCGCUACUUGGCUCUGGCAGUCUACUGCCUUGGAAGUCUUCUGGGCCUGUAUAAAGCUAUGAGGGCUUGGUCCCCAUGGGAGAGACGUUUAUGUUUCGCGGCUCCCUUCUGCAUGAGACUACUCCUGGCAGGGGCUAGAGCAGCGCGCUUUGGAGGCGGAGACCCACAUGCCAUACUGCACGUCUUCCUACAGGAUGCGGUAUCCCUGGGUGGGGGUGUAAUCGGUGCUCUGCACAUCCCGGAAAAGUGGUUCCCGGGGACAGUGGAUCGCUGCCUCAACUCACACAAUAUUAUGCACGUGCUAGUCGUGUUAGCUGUCUACUCCAUGCAUCAGGUAACAACAAAAGACUUGGCAUGGAUGUCCCGCGUGGACUGCCGGACUCCACUGCGCCAUCUCUGACACCAGCCACCACACCUUCCAUCUGACUUCCUCUCACCCUAAACCCUGAAAGACAAUUCCCAAGUGUGAAUAAAAUGUGAUGUCCGUGCAUUUAUUUAGGUUUAGGGAUUCAGUCAAUUCCGCAAGAGAAAUUGCAAUUAUGCUUCUCUUAUACGAGACAAACGAACAUUCGUACACAAGGAGAUUGCCCAUGUGCAGCUGAAAAUAGCUACAAAAUCGUAUGAUAAUUUUAUUUAAAAUAUUCAAUCAAAAGUAGGAAUUGCAAAGCCCAAAAUAUUAUACAUUUCAUAAAUUUAAUUAUUAUCCUGCUAUAGCUUAUAAACAAAGGUCAACUAUUUUAUUUAUUUUAAAUAAUUCCAUGCAAAUGGGCAUUCUCCUUCUUUAAGCGAUAAAUUAAUUGUAAUGGUGAAUUGCCGAUUAGAACCAGUUAUAAAGUUUAAAGGCGGGUUCGAGGCUGUCAAACAUUUGCACACGUACGAAAGUUAUGCUAGCAUAUCUUUCUCCACCUCUCAUUAUAGAAGCCGAAAGCUAGUUAUUUAUGCUUAUAGAUUAAGAAAUAAAAGCAAUAUCGUUCAAUUGGGUUAUUUAAAAUUUAAGAAUAGUUCAAUUUUAAAAAUAAUAAUAAGUUUUAGAUGACAAUAUAACGGCCUAGAGAUAGUAUCGUUUUAAAGCCUUUCUGAUGAUUUUGGUGAUUAUGAAAGUAAAAAUAGCAUUAUCGGGGCAUAAUAUCUCUUGUGAUUAGUAAAACAAUUUAAGAGAUUCGAGACCUGCCUUUUCUCAAUACAAAGUUACACCAUUGUAAAUUAGUACUUUAAUAUAUUUUUCGUCCCGAAGUCUUCUCCAAUACAUAGCUAUGAUAUGAUCUCCUAUCUCCAAGAUCCCUUUAAGGGGAUGCCGCCUGAAGGUGUCUUCUAAAAUGCUCAAAAUUUGUCGGAAACUACAUAUACUAAUAGAACUAAUCGAAUCACUGUAUUGUUUAUUGUUGUUUAAUAAUAUCACAACCUAUUAACACAGCAAUACAUUAAUACAAUAUUAGUAAAAUGGGCAGUUAUGUAGGUACUAGUAGAUAACUAUCUUAAUAUAAAAUUUGUCUUUCUUAAAAUUUAGCCAAUUAACUAGAAAUGAAACGACCAAUUGGUGUGUUUUGUAUUUAAGAAAUCGCUUGGAAAUUGUUUGGCCACUUGUAUAGGUAAGGUCGGGUUAAUAUAAUACACAAUAUUUCGUAUCAAAUUCAAAUAUUUAUUGAACAAUAUUCAAACAAUUGCUUUAGACAAUUUGUAAAACUAAAUUGAGGAAGUAAGUAUGUCUUAUGACCGAUACGAAUGUAUAUAUAACUCAUACUUCUACUGUAAAAACGUAGCCUUAUUCAAAGGAAAUUGUUUAAUUAUAUUUUAACUAAGUAUUCAUUAAUCUCUUUCUGUUAGAUAGUAUUUCGAUGCUAAGAGACAGAACAGCACCUUAGUUAAAACCGCGCGAUUAAACUGCUCCAGUGUUUAUUAAUAAUUGUAAAACUAACAAUUCUGAGUUAGUUAAAUGUAAUUUGUAACUAACACAACGUGUCAAGAUAAUUUUAAAAUUAAUAUUUUUUUAAUUUUUGAGAACGGCAAAGUAUUGAUGCCUUUAAGACAUGUGGUGGUGCUGGAGGCGAACGUUAAGAAUACCGUGAACUCCGUAGCGCACCAAUCUUGAACUAAAUACUAGACUCGCCCAAGUGCCAUAUGCAAACAACGAAUCAUACCAUAUUUCCAUACAUUGCGCAGAGGCGAUGGGAACACGGAGAAACUGAUCGUGGUUGGUAACGCAGAUGGCAAAAUAUCACAUGGUUGUUGACUUGCCAUAUAGACCGAUCAAGUGAAAGACUGAUCGUCCUCAAACAUGUACCCUGUUAUAAGAGACAGAAAGUCCAGAUGCUUCUACUUAAACAUGAGGUUCCGGAAACUUGGACAUAAAAGAGAUAUUUAUAGAUUUGCCACAGUUAAAUUACCAGCUUAUUAGAAUAUUGUGCAAUUUUUCUCGUACAAGAGAGUUAUUUACAUGCAAUUAUAAAUAGGUUAACCAUUAAAUACAUCCUGUCCGGAAUUUUCCAAUAAUUAAAAGAAACAUGAGAAUUAUGGAAAAACGUUUAUUAUCACGAAAUAGUGAUAAAGGUGUUUUUCCCAUAUGUACCUACAUCAUGGUUGUACUCUGUGUAAAUUAUAUUAUUUAACAUAUACAUAUAUUAAUAAUAUCUGUACAAAAAUUUAACUAAAAUAUAAAGGCGUUAGGUAGAUAAUAUUAAAUGUUAAUAGUAACUGAAGUUUAACAUAAUUUAUUACGAGUAAUUCUUAGUAUUAAACAAAAUCGUUUCCCUAUUUGUCUCGCUAACCUAUCGUGUGUAAUAUUAUUUCUUGAUAUAUAAAAUUAUCAAUCAACCAUUACACAUUUAAAACACGAUUUUGAGUGCGGUUCUGUCAAUUCGUUUAAAUUCGCAUUUACAGAGCAGUGCUGGUAAUGAAAAUACACUAUAAUAUACGGUAUUUGUUAUAAACUAAAAACAUUAAACCUUCGUUGACAUUUCUACAUCAAUAUAAUUAAACUUGGUGACAGUUGUCGGCUUAACUGACUUAUAAAAACAAAAGAUGUUAUCAAUUCAACGUGUUUUUAUAGUAAAUAUUUAGUAUAUGCGUAAACUAAAGGCAAAACAUAAUACCUAUCAAACACAAAUGCUUAACGGUCGUUAUAUUAAUCCGACUUUACCAUUUCUUAGUAACGUAGAUUAAACUAAGCAUAGAUAGAUAGCCAAAAGCAAUAAUAGAAAUAAAUGAAAAUCGUAGUAAAUUAGUUAUAAAACACUGUUAAAAUUCGCAACCGAAAUGGUUUAUGAGAACCAACUGUUUUACAGUUAAGCGCUUUACAUUGUAAAAACAAUCUGUAGCGUUGCGUACUUUAACUCGAAAUUAGUUCCCCCAAAGUUUUUUUUGCAUAUGAUUGUAAAACCCCACCAUUUCGUAGAAAUAAUAUAAUAUAUUUAGUAUAUCGACACGUAAUUUGGCAUGGUUUGGCACGAGGGAAACUUUGCACAUCUGAUUAUACUAACAUAAUACCUAAAAAUAUUCCAUGCAUCAAACGAUACCAACUUACCAAACAGUUUUUUUGUUGGACAUGCUUUAUAGAUACCAUCAUAUGGUGAGUGGCAGCCCUACCAACAGGAAUUUUCGUCUUACAUUAAAAGGGCCUUCGUUGAUAUUUACGUGUAAACCGUAUAAUAAUAUCGGGAAAAUUGUUUUUGUAUUAGAAUCUCAAAAGUUUGUUAAUCUUAAAAAUUCCGUAAGGUAAUGUUACAUACAUCAUUUAGUGAUUAUAUAAAAUCUGUAAAAGGGUAAUUUAAAAUUGCACAUAAAAUUCCUUCCACCAUUAAAUUUAUUUCAGAUCUAAUAUUUUUGAUUAUAUAUUCAAAGUAUCAUUUAAUUUAUUUACAUUGUACAUAAAGCUCGUCGCUUUCGACAUUGAUGUUCUAUAACAGAUGAAUUGUAUUUUUUUUCUUCAGAACAAUUACAAUAUUCUAAUAGUAUGAGCCACAGCUUUAGGUUAUAAAAGUUGUUUUAUUAUGGCAGAAAGCUUUGGUACAGCUU